Molecule: messenger RNA, 5001 nt
Organism: Puma concolor (puma)
Lineage: Eukaryota; Metazoa; Chordata; Mammalia; Carnivora; Felidae
Source: RefSeq, a predicted model, not a curated record
AUGGCCUCCAAACAAGCCAAAAAGAGAGAAGUGCAUCGUAUCAAUUCGGCGCACGGAUCGGAUAAAUCUAAAGAUCAGUACCUUUCUGGCGGUAAUGUGCAACCUGGCUCCGUUGAGCAGAAGAAGGGGAAGUUCCCGAUCUGGCCAGAAUGGAAUGAAGCCGACAUAAAUGCAGAAAAGUGGGAUGCAGGCAAAGGUGGAAAAGAAAAGGAUAAAAUGGGAAAAAGCCCUGUGUUUCAGUUUUUUGAAGACCCUGAAGGAAAGAUUGAAUUGCCACCAUCAUUGAAAAUUUAUUCCUGGAAGCGUCCACAGGAUUUUUUAUUUAAUCGGACUCCAGUAGUUGUGAAAAAUGAAAUCCUGUUUGACUUGUUUUCAGCAAAUGAACAUUUACUCUGCAGUGAGCUGAUGAGAUGGAUUAUCAGUGAAAUCUAUGCAGUGUGGAAGAUAUUCAAUGGAGGCAUUUUGAACAAUUAUUUCAAAGGGACCACAGGGGAGCCUCCUUGUCUUGCCUGGAAGCCCUGGGAACACAUCUACUCUCUGUGCAAGGCUGUGAAAGGUCACAUGCCCUUAUUCAAUAGCUACGGAAAGUAUGUUGUGAAACUUUACUGGAUGGGUUGUUGGAGAAAGAUAACUAUUGAUGACUUUCUGCCUUUUGAUGAAGACAACAAUCUAUUGCUUCCGGCCACAACAUAUGACUUUGAACUCUGGCCAAUGCUUUUGUGUAAAGCUAUCAUUAAGCUGGCAAAUGUUGACAUCCAUGUAGCCGAGAGGAGAGAAUUAGGGGAGUUCACGGUGAUUCAUGCGCUUACCGGAUGGUUACCAGAAGUGAUUCCUCUCCACCCAGGAUAUACGGACAAAGUUUGGGAGCUCUUGAAAGAAAUAUUGCCUGAGUUUAAGCUGUCAGAUGAGGCCAGCUCUGAAAGCAAAACAUCUGUUGUAGAUACCAAAUUAAAAGAGGCAGGGAAAGAAGUGAAGAAUGGCAAAGAAAUGAAAGAUGGCAAAGAAUUCAAACUUGACACUUCAGUGACAGCAUUAAAGGCACCUGAGAAAAGUGACAAAGUUCCAAAGGAAAAAGCAGAUGCAAAAGACCUUGGGAAGAAGAAGAGUAAAAAUGGAGACAAAGAAAAGGAAAAGGAAAAAUUCAAAUGGUCACUUCAUGGUUCAAGACCCUCAUCAGAUGUACAAUACUCGCUGCAGUCUCUGUCAGAUUGUUCUUCAGCAACACAGUCUGCUCACAUGGUUGUAUAUGCUACCUUUACACCCCUCUAUUUGUUUGAAAGGAAGAUCUUUUCGUUAGAAAAAGUGGCUGAUUCUGCCGAGAAGCUGAGAGAAUAUGGACUUUCCCAUAUCUGUAGCCAUCCUGUGCUGGUGACUAGAACUAGGUCUUGCCCUCUCAUAGCACCUCCAAAGCCACCUCCCAUACCUGCCUGGAAAAUCUUUCGUCAAAAAAAGGAAACUGUUGUAACAGAUGAAGCUCAAGAAACAAUAAUAAAGAAGCCCGAACAGUUUCUUGAAAUUUCAAGUCCGUUUUUGAAUUAUAGGAUGAAUCCGUUUACAAUUCCAACAGAAACUCAUUUUGUACAAUAUUUUAUCAAGAAAGGGGUACCUCCAGGAUCUGGUUUAUCUUCCCUUACUGAAAAUGAUGAAACCAUCACCUUUAGCCAGCCAGACUUAAUUCAGUUGACAGGAACGGUAUCUCAGGGAAACAUUACUUCACAAGUCAUACCUGGAAAAGGUAAAGAAGAGCUAACAGAAGUUGGAUUAAAUGACGCAGCUCAUCAAGGUGAAGGACUUAGUUUGGAAAGAGAUUUAGUCAGCCAGACGACAGCAACACAGGAAAAAUCACAGGAGGACCUCCCAACAAUAAAUAAUAGCGUUUCUAAAGAAAUAUGGUUAGAUUUUGAAGACUUCUGUGUAUGCUUUCAGAAUAUAUAUAUUUUUCACAAACCAAGUUCAUAUUGCCUUAACUUUCAAAAAACAGAAUUCAAGUUCUCAGAUGAAUGCGUGUCCUACUAUCUGUUUGUGGAUAGUCUGAAACCCAUUGAACUGCUGGUUUGCUUUUCUGCACUGGUACGAUGGGGAGAAUCUGGAGCUUUAACAAAAGACAGCCCCCACGUAGGGCCUGGACUGCUUACAGCGGAAUCCCUUUCCUGGAAAUCUCUGAAGCCACGAGAUCUUGUUUUGAAGAUUCAUACGUAUGCCACCAAGGCUGCGGUGGUCCGGCUGCCUGUUGGGAGACAUAUGCUUCUCUUCACCGCAUACUCCCCCGUGGGGCAUUCCAUACACAUCUGCAGCAUGGUGACUUUUGUCACUGGGGACGAAGAUGUCGUGCUACCCAACUUUGAGCCGGAGAGCUACCGAUUCACAGAGCAGUCUCUAACAAUUUUGAAAGCUGUUGGAAAUGUGAUUGCUAGUUUCAAAGAUAAGGCUAAACUUCCUGUGGCUCUGAAGGAUUUACAAACAGCUCACUACCCUAUUCCCCUCCACAAUAAAGAACUAACAGCACAACACUUCAGGGUUUUUCAUAUUUCUUUAUGGCGCUUAAUGAAAAAAACUCAACUAACAAAACCUCCUCCCAAUUUUAAAUUUGCCUUUCGUGCUUUGGUUCUGGAUUUAGAGUUACUUGAUUCCUCCAUGGAAGAGGCUUCUUUAGCGGAAUGGGUGGACGUGAAAUAUUCUGUACCCAUAAGUGAUAAAGAAUAUUCUCCUGAGGAAGUAGCAGCAGCGAUUAAAAUUCAAGCCAUGUGGAGAGGGACUUAUGUCAGAUUACUUAUGAAAGCUAGAACACCAGACACAAAGGAAAAUACCAGCGUUGCAGAUAUGCUUCAGAGAGUUUGGGCUAUAUUGGAGCUGAAUAUAGAACAGUAUGCAAUUUCUCUCUUAAGACUAAUGUUUAAAAGCAAGUGCAAGUCUGUUGAAUCUUAUCCGUGCUAUCAAGAUGAAGAAACUAAGAUUGCUUUCGCCGACUAUACUGUGACGUAUGCAGACCAGCCACCAAAUAGUUGGUUUAUAGUAUUCAGAGAAACAUUUUUGUUUCCUCAAGAUAUGAUCUUGCUUCCCAAAGUAUAUACCACGCUUCCAGUCUGCAUGCUCCACGUUGUUAACAAUGACACAAUGGAACAAGUGCCAAAAGUGUUCCAAAAAGUGGUGCCUUAUCAUUAUACAAGGAAUAAGAAAGGCUACACAUUCGUGGCUGAAGCAUUUACUGGUGACACAUAUGUAUUGUCCUCACGUUGGAAACUGCGCCUCAUUGGUUCUUAUAACCCGCUCCCAUGCCUGUCUCGAGACUCUCCAAACAAUACCUUCACCAUAAAGGAAAUCAGGGAUUACUACAUACCCAAUGACAAGAAAAUUUUAUUCAGGUAUUCUGUUAAAGUUGCUUCACCACAUCCUGUUACAGUGCAGGUACGGACGUCCAAAUCAGAUGCGUUCAUCAAGCUACAGGUCUUAGAAAAUGAGGAAACUAUUGUCAGCUCCAUUGGGAAAGGCCAGGCUAUAAUCCCAGCAAUUAACUUCUUGGGGAGUGAAAAAGUUGUGAGCUCCCAGUCUAGCAAGCAGAUUCUUGCAGUGCAGACUUCAUCCAAGAAGGAGCAAGAAUUGUACACUAAGAAGAAAUCCACCCAGGGAAGUCAGAAAUCCUAUAAGGGUAGAACUGUAAGUGCAACAGUAGACACUGGUCAGCCUAUUUUGGACGAGGAACCUAUCAGUAUGCCCACCAUAGAAGAAAAUGCUAGCAUGCCACAGCAGGUUAACAAGUACAUUAUACAGUGUUUGGUGUUGUAUAACAGUUGGCCUCUCACCGAAAGUCAGAUGGCGUUUGUUCAAGCACUAAAAGAAAUGGAGAAAAAUGAUAGCAAAGUUCAUGGAGAGAAACAUGAGGAAUUAAUUACCUUAGGAAGCCCAGAUUCCCAUACUAUCAGUGAGGGGCAAAAAUCUUCAGGAACUUCCAAAACAAGAAAAGGCAAAGAGAGGUCCUCUGAGAAAGAAAAGUUAGCCAAAGAAAAACAAGCACCUCGCUUUGAGCCUCAGAUGUCCACUUUUCACCCUCAACAAGAAGACCCAAAUAAACCCUACUGGAUUUUGAGGCUGGUCACCGAGCACAACGAAGCAGACAGUUUCGAACUGAAAAAAGAUACCGAACGAGCAGAUGAAAUCCGAGCCAUGAAGCAAGCCUGGGAGAUGACUGAGCCUGGAAGGGCUAUCAAGGCUUCCCAGGCUCGCCUGCAUUACCUCAGCCGGUUCAUUAGGAAAAUUCCGGAUGCUGAGAGUGUGCCUAUGUCUGAAAGCCAAACUAAAGCACCAGAGGACGUUGAAACAUCUUCAAGUGCCAUAAAAGAGCCAGACGCAAAGGGUUCCAUGAGUUCAGAGAGCAAAGAUAUCCCGCCGUUGGGGAGUAUGCUGUGGAAGAAGUGGCAGAUGACCAGGGGCUUGAAGGACUGGUCAAAACUGGUGAGCAGCGAAAUUGGAGGAACGUCUCCAGCAGGGAAGGAGGAACAGACUGUGCGGAAGGAAAAUAUCAGACUUAUUUUUUCAACAGGGCCUCGUUCGCGAUCCCCAACAAUUUUGGAAAUGUCUCCACAACUUAUUCGAAAAGCAAUAGAAUGUGUAGACAUAACACAAUAUGUACGAAAAACAAGAGACGCUGAUCCUGUGCUACAAACAGAGGAUCUGAACCAGCAGCAGGCAAUGCAAAAGGCAGAAGAGGUUCACCAGUUCCGACAGUAUAGGACCAGAGUACUCAGCAUUCGAGACAUUGAGCAAGAGGAACAGCUUAAAAUAAAGGAUAAAAUCCUGGAGAUGUAUGGGGAAAUGCGGGACUCCUUAGAUGAAGCCCGGCAGAAGAUCUUCAGUGUCCGGGAAGAGUAUAGAAAGAAGUUGCUGGAAGCUGAGCGCCUAAGAUUGGAAGCUCUGGCUGCGGACGAAGCAGCAAGUCGGGCGGAGACAGAAAAGAAGACGCCGGUUCCUGACACACGGGAAAAGAAGAAAGGAAAGAAGAAGUAA